AUGCUGUCUCUUAAUAAUCUGUUUCGCUGGCACAUAUGGUCGUCGCUCUGGGGUUUUAUCUCCAAUUUCAUUAGGAGCAUCAGUCUAUUCCAAUACCUCGGCGGGACAGCAAGGCCAACCCUUGACGACGAUGUUGAACCUGGACGUACAGAAGCACAAUUCCACCAUAAUGCCAAAUCGCCUGAAGAUUCAAGCCACCUCGUUGCCGACCGCCCAACCGCCGAACAGUCUGGUAACGAGAUAAUCUUGCACGUGAAGCACCCACCGAAAUGUAUAUCGAUUGGUUUUUCCGGAAUCAUCUGUGAAAUCGACGAAGAUACCAUUGUGAAACACCCAAAGGUCAUUCCGAAUAAUGAUUCAUACAAUCAGAUGUACCGCGAUAUGAUCAUUAACGAAAGACUGAUCUACGAGCGCCUGGGAAGUCAUAAAGGGAUUAUUUCAUACUUGGGCGUCCACGACCAAUUAACCGGUGCGAUAAAAUUGGCAUAUGCAAAGGAAGGGGAUCUGGAAUGCUAUAUUCAAAGCCAUGACAAGCCAUCUGAAGCAAUUCGCGCCACCUGGAUUCGAUUGCUAGUGGAGACUUUCUGGUAUAUCUCCUCUCAAAAAAUCCACCAUCAAGAUGUCAAGCCCAACAAUAUACUUGUUGAGAAUGGCAGUUUGAAGGUUGUUGAUUUUGCCAACGCCACAAUGCAUGCAUUGGAUGCUGAUAUGGAAGAGAUCUGCGCGAAAGAUCCAUUGUCACGAGUUGAUAUACUUGGUCUUGGAUGUAUUAUUUAUUCUAUUGCAGCAUGGCGGGUCUUCUACUAUGAUUAUUUUGAACAUGAUUGCUGGCCAGAGCUAGAAAAUCUCCCGGUAACAAGCGGCCUACUUUACGAGGAUAUCAUCAACAAAUGCUGGAUAGAUGGCUAUGGUACUAUAAAAUUGCUGUAUGAAGACUGCAAUGCUUUUUCUGGCUUGGAGUGA
This is a messenger RNA of Histoplasma capsulatum G186AR, 963 nucleotides long. RefSeq lists its product as uncharacterized. Gene Ontology annotation, cellular component: autophagosome; cytoplasm. Gene Ontology annotation, molecular function: protein serine/threonine kinase activity; ATP binding. The transcript has 2 exons. The record is from RefSeq and is a predicted model, not a curated record. Bases 1 to 963 code for a protein of 320 amino acids. Lineage: Eukaryota; Fungi; Ascomycota; Eurotiomycetes; Onygenales; Ajellomycetaceae. Gene Ontology annotation, biological process: protein autophosphorylation; autophagosome organization; autophagy.